Messenger RNA from Leguminivora glycinivorella, 3540 nucleotides. Its product is annotated as nephrin-like. The coding region runs from base 855 to 3263 and encodes 802 amino acids. The record is from RefSeq and is a predicted model, not a curated record. The transcript has 17 exons. Lineage: Eukaryota; Metazoa; Arthropoda; Insecta; Lepidoptera; Tortricidae.
UCCUUAUGCCUUAGUCUUGCAUUUAGAAAAGAAAAAAACCCGCUACAUUGCAUCUUCGAAUUUUGAAAACACUCAGUGAAUUGCGUGAAUCGAUAGUUCCAAAUUUGAAAAUACUGGCCAGUGAGAUUACAUGUGCCAUGUAAAAAAAGUAAUCGGACAUACAGAUUUUCUUAGUUGAAAAUACUGGCCAGUAAGAUCGCGUGUGUUUACCUUUACUUGUUUUUACGGGGUGAUUAGGUUCAUGUUCGUAUGCCUUUACUUGGAAAUUAAAAGUAUUGGUUGGAGUUGGUGAAACUUUUGUGAAUUUGGAUUUGGAAUGUGACUGUUAGUGUUUGUGUUUAUGGAUGUGCAUUGGAUGUUUUUAGAUUCAUAUCCGGCUGUCCACAGAAAUGGGCGAAAGAAAUCCUUGGAACAGUUCCAAGAACUACGAGCGAUGGGACAAAAAUAAAUCCAUAUUUUUGGUGCAACGAAGAUAAACCAAUUUUUUGUGAAAUUUUAAUAGAAGUUCUAUGAUGGAAUGUUGUCGGUUGAAAAGUGUUCUUAUUUUGAAAAUAGAAAUUCAUUUCGAAAAUCGAAUUAUCUCUUUUCUAAUGAAAAAUAAUAACGAUAAAAUAUGUCGAUUUUUUAUAAAACAUUUUGUUGUAGUAUGAAGAAAAUAGUGAUGGGAAAAAGUUGAACGCUAAAGUGCCGAUAUAAUUGUACACUUUUUCGUUUUGCGGAAAAAAGUUGAACAUCGAAGAGCGUCAAAAAUAGUUUUUUUUUUUUUUUUUUUUUGCGUUUUAGUGAAUUGUAUUUAAAGAUUCGAUGUGUUCAGUGAGUGUUUCGGAAAAUGGUACGGACUUGAAUGCGUGGCGAUGGCUAAGGACCGGGAUCUGUGUUUUGUGGUAGUAGCGUUACUGGCUGUGGUGCAGAAGAGCUUGGAGGUCGCGGAUGCUGGUAUCAUCCAGGUCUGGUCCGCACCAGGCGGUGUAACCAGACUGCCUUGCAACCUGGCGGCUCCAUCGAGGGACGUGGCCAUGAUGCUUUGGUUCAAGGAUGGGGACAGGAUGCCUAUAUACACGGUGGACUUCAGAAACGGCCCGCCAGAGCACUGGGCCGUCGCCGGGGAGUUCGGAGCACGAACUCACUUCGUCCUCAACGAGUCUGAUACAUCAUCAGCUCAUCUGGCUGUUGAAAAGGUGGCCCAUCGUGAUGAAGGGGUUUACAGGUGUCGGAUCGACUAUGUGGACUCGCCUACUAGGAAUUAUAGGGUCAACCUUACUGUAAUAGUUCCUCCAGAAUCUCCAAGAAUAUACGACUCCGAGGGUCGUGAGAUUCUUGGCACAGUGGCGGGAACGUUCAGGGAAGGACAAGAUCUUUUGCUAUCUUGCCAAGCUUCUGGUGGUAAACCGCCACCAGAUGUCUCCUGGUACAGAGGAGAAGAACGCCUAGCCUUCACGAAGGAAGGUUCAGUCUGUCAAUUGCAUCUGCCAGAACUGACGAGGGAGAUGGCUGGCACGAGGUUCCAGUGUCGAGUGGAGCCACCGUUGCUGAAAGCAGUUUAUAGAGAUGUUACGCUUAAGUUAUUUUUAAAGCCACAAUUCGUCAGGGUGACGGGAAAUGGUAUCAGCAGAGCUGGACAUGACCGAGCGUUUGUCUGUACAACGAGAGGGUCGAAGCCAGCUCCCAAUAUUGACUGGUUUAUUAACUCACAGAAGAUUGAUUCCACGUUAACAGAGGUGGAUGUUGAUGGCGAGGUGACAAGAAGUGUCCUAACCUGGAGGGUAAGAAGAGAAGACAGCGGAAGACAGCUGGUCUGCCGAGUCUCCAACCCUUGGUUCCCGGCGUACACGAUGGAAGACUCAGUGAUCUUGGAUGUUAUGUAUCCACCCGUAGCCCAAAUAUCACUACUAGAGCCAAGAGAAGCCCGUCUUCUCCGUGAGGAUGAGAACGCUGAGCUGCUAUGUUCUGCUGAUGCUUCACCAGCCCCUGACAACUUCACCUUCUAUAAAGAGGACCACAUAAUCCGGGAUGAUCCUAUUGGUGGAAUAGCAGUAGAAGGCAACAAGUUAAUCCUCCGAGGACUUAGGAGGCAUCACUCUGCUCGAUAUCGGUGUCGGGCGAGAAACUCAGAAGGCAGUGCUUUGAGUGAGCCUCUGACACUUAAUGUUCUGUCGAGACCUGAAUGUUCAGCCGGCAGCGUGGUACAGCAACUAGCUGGAGCCCCAGGAGGCGAAGUCAGGGCUCGAUGUUCGGUUACAGCGCCAUCUAUACACGACGCUGGGCCGCUGAGGUUCUACUGGACGUUUAACGGGACUAAGGAUGUUUUACCAAUACCACCAGCAAACGUGACAGUCAUGGGAGCUAGCAGCACGGUGGUUCACGGUCUACCAGCAGACACAGGCGAAGACCUUGGAUGGUUGGCUUGUUGGGCGAGCAACGAUGUAGGGAAUCAGCGGGAGCCGUGUUUAUUCAGGAUACUGCCAGCUGCGCUCCCAGAGCCCCCAGUGAACUGCGAGCUCGACAACUCCCUGCUCCGCUGUGAGCCUGGUCACGACGGCGGGCUACCCCAGCGGUUCCUACUCGAGGUCCUCGAGGUACGGCCCUCGGCGCCCAUCAGCAAUGAGAUCGCCACGAUGAACGAUCAGGGUAUUUCUGGCCGAGGGCUCUCAGAAGCGGUCUACCGAGCCACCAACGAUGCUCCUCAGUUCGUCGUGGACGCCUUGUCCCCUGGACGCUAUACAUUCCUGGUCUACUCUGUGACGUCUAGAGGAAGGUCUCCCAGACCGGCAGCAUUGCAUAGCGUUGCAAUCAACCCGGCUGAUGACUUGGAUAGGCCUGGUUCUCUACAAACUAUGACGCCAGCGCCCCCACCAAUGACAGCUGGUGACAACGGCGUUGCUUUAGUAGUGGGCGCAGCACUGAGUCUGAUCUUGCUGACCAUUCUGACUACGUUGUGCGUUGCGCUGGUUGUAAUGUGUAAGAAGAAGACGAGGCCUCCAAGAGAUCCUGAGCAGAGUACAAUCCUCCGACGAAGCGUCGGAGUAUCCAUGUACGGAGGAUCUUCAGUAUCUCCAAGCGUCGUGCCAACUGUCGUUGUGAGAGGUCAUCGUGGGUCAAGAGUCCUUGCUGCUAGAUGGUCAGGAGUUUUAGAUGAUACACCUUUAGCUGUACUAGCUUUGGAUACUAGAGCUCAUGAUGAUAUAGACAGUCACAGCGAGGAACACCAGGAGACUGAAUUCACGAAGAGUAUGGACGAUAUGGAAACUCAAACUGAUUCGUAGUUUAAAUAAAAUAUUAUACUUAUGUACAUUGAAAUAAGUGCCUUAAAUUGGUUUAACUGUAUAAAUUUUGUGAAUGAUUACUUCUUAAAAAUAUUUAUUUCGAGUCUAGCCUCCUGAGUCGGAUGCAUUUCUUUUGUUUUCGAAUUUGGAACCUUUAGUUACUCAAUAAAAAUUCAAAAUAAAUUUUGGAAUAUGUACAGUCAAAGAGGAUCGAGUAUUAUAGAAAGUUACUCUCAAAGUAAAAUGUGUAAUCACAGAGCAUAGACUGCCAUCUCUC